Messenger RNA from Triplophysa dalaica, 12578 nucleotides. It is a transcript of the gene thrab, whose product is annotated as thyroid hormone receptor alpha b. Gene Ontology annotation, molecular function: RNA polymerase II cis-regulatory region sequence-specific DNA binding; zinc ion binding; nuclear receptor activity. The record is from RefSeq and is a predicted model, not a curated record. Gene Ontology annotation, biological process: negative regulation of transcription by RNA polymerase II; cell differentiation; positive regulation of transcription by RNA polymerase II. Bases 902 to 2029 code for a protein of 375 amino acids. NCBI's taxonomy places the organism in Eukaryota, Metazoa, Chordata, Actinopteri, Cypriniformes, Nemacheilidae. The transcript has 12 exons.
AGUAUUUCUCCUCAUUUCAAAUCCCUGUCGUGGCAGCCCGGCCAGAGCACUUUUCUCCCCCCUCUACACCGAGGGGUAAAAAAACCAAGAUCGUGAGCUUAGUGCACGUCCUAAUACCGAAAGGAGGACUUUAGGAGGAGGAAACAUUAGUUUGGAGGCACGCUGCGGAGGUAUCGGCUCACUGUGUUCACUCGUGUCUCUGCACUACACUGGAUACGCGAACCGCCCGGACGCUUUAACUUCUCUGGAUCCGGAUCGCCCUCAAACCCCGCCAAACAUUCACAAGAACUUGAAGCUGAACAGGAGUGUGUGUUAAACCGCUGAAGUCAGCAGUGCGGUUUGCCAAACACUACUCAAAUACGUCCAUGGAUCGCGAUCAACAUCUCUGUGCUGGAAGAUCGGAGGGUUGGCUGCCUUUCUCUCGGCUGUGAAGCGCCUUCAUAAUUUAACCAUUCAUUCAGCAACGCACGGAUCCUUGACACCACGGUGGCGGCCUACAGUUCCAGAGAUCCCAGGCCUGGGGAACUCAUUAACCAGAGACAACACACAACAGGACACUGACCUCAUCAUAUAUUGUCACAUUAUCGGUGUGCGUCUGGGUCGGAGAGUGAGGCGGGCUUGGUUGCGGGCGUCGCUCCGCAGAGCCGUCCGAUGACUAUCUGACUCAUCACAACCCGCGAAUGACAGGCGUGCAUUCGAGGGUGGGGCCCGCCUCAGUCUCACAUGAUUGGUCGCUGGAUGGAAAUAAGGUGAAUGGAACACAUGCCCAAGGAGCAGGACACAAACCAAUCAGAGGGAGAAGAGAAACGAUUUCUUGAGGAUUGUCGAGGAGAGGUGUGCUGUUACUUUUCUAAGGUGGCUCGAUGGCCCGAAAAGGAAGAGAAAGAACAGCCAGUGUUCGAUGAAGAGCAUGUCGGGGUAUAUCCCCAGCUACCUGGAGAAGGAUGAGCCGUGUGUGGUGUGUGGGGACAAAGCAACCGGCUAUCACUACCGCUGUAUCACCUGUGAAGGUUGCAAGGGAUUUUUCAGGCGCACAAUCCAGAAGAACCUCCACCCAUCUUACUCCUGUAAAUACGAUGGCUGCUGCAUCAUCGACAAGAUCACCCGGAACCAAUGCCAGCUGUGUCGCUUUAAGAAAUGCAUCGACGUGGGGAUGGCAAUGGAUCUGGUUCUGGACGAUUCCAAACGGGUUGCGAAGAGACGUCUCAUUGAGGAGAACCGUGAAAAGAGGAAGAAGGAGGAGAUAGUGAAGUCUUUGCAGAAUCGGCCAGAACCCAGCAGCUCAGAGUGGGAUCUGAUUCGCAUGGUGACAGAAGCUCACCGUCAUACCAACGCACAGGGCUCUCACUGGAAACAGAAGCGCAAGUUCCUGCCGGAGGACAUUGGACAAUCCCCAGUUGUCCCCACAUCAGACGGGGACAAAGUAGAUCUGGAAGCCUUCAGUGAGUUCACCAAGAUCAUCACACCGGCCAUCACACGCGUCGUCGACUUUGCCAAAAAACUGUCCAUGUUUUCGGAGCUGCCUUGUGAGGAUCAGAUCAUUUUGCUGAAGGGCUGCUGUAUGGAGAUCAUGUCCUUGCGUGCUGCGGUCCGUUAUGACCCUGAAAGCGAGACCCUGACACUCAGCGGAGAGAUGGCCGUCAAGCGAGAGCAGCUGAAAAACGGAGGCCUGGGCGUGGUGUCUGAUGCCAUCUUUGACCUGGGCAAGAGUCUGGCGCAGUUCAACCUGGACGACUCUGAGGUGGCCCUGUUACAGGCCGUACUGCUCAUGAGCUCAGAUCGCACAGGCCUGACAUGCGUGGAGAAGAUCGAGAAUUGUCAGGAAAUGUUCCUCCUGGCGUUCGAACACUACAUCAACUAUCGCAAGCACAACAUUCCCCAUUUCUGGCCCAAGCUGCUGAUGAAGGUGACGGACCUGCGCAUGAUCGGAGCCUGCCACGCCAGUCGCUUCCUUCACAUGAAGGUGGAAUGCCCCACCGAACUUUUCCCUCCGCUUUUCCUGGAGGUCUUUGAGGAUCAGGAGGUGUGAGGUUGCCGAUGAGCUGCGGCAGGAGAAUCAGGAACUUUUUUUCGAAACCGUGUUUCUCACCCCUUCUCACGGCCCUCCACGCACCAAACUCACCAGCAGCAGCUGCAUAGGUGGGGGUCCUCACCGAAACGGCUUUCAUACGGGGUUUCAGCCGACAGCUUUUUUUUACAGAAUGCUCAGCCCUCCCCGUCUGUGCGCUUGGCCCUUCUGUCUGUGUAUAAUGUCUUAUAUCAACACCGUAGACACACAACAUACAGAUAUAUACACACACUGCGUCACUCACUCUCAAGUCAAGCUUACAGAUGCAGUACAGACUAAAAACCUCCAGAGAGGUUAUAUACAUUACACAUACAGACACUGCACUGCUGUCAUGACUUCUCUGUAAUUCAGAGCUUGGAGGAGAACGUCAGCGCCAUCUGUUUAGACUGGACAGCGAUGGCUUCGCUGGCAUACGCCGCGUCGCAGCUGACAUAGAUACCUUUCACCAGUUUGUGAAGUGGUCAGUUAAUUUCAGUCGUCUCGAGAGGUUACAGUACAGUAUAUACCCACCGCAGAUACUUCGAGAUCCGCCCUAACGCAGAGCUUUCUGAACGGACCUCAUUCUUCUCUUGCUUGUUCAAUUGAGCCUGUGUGUUGAGCGGGAGGAGAUUUCUGAACCAAAUCAGGUGCUAUAUUUAACUCAAGCUUCUCGAAAUGAUUUGGGAUCUUUAGAGAACACAUCCUCCCUCCGGCUUUUCAGCGCACGCUCGGGGGUGCCACUCAAGAAUGCCGUGUGCGCCACUUUGUGCUCCGUCAUGCUGGCCUUUCAGAAUGAUAAAUGAGCUCUUCUGUCUCUCACGAAAGUCACGCAGAGAGAGACAGAGGAGGGAUAGGUUUCACCCCCGAGAUUUGCUGACACGCAUCUGAACGGCACUGAUUUGUAUGUUUUACAGGUGUUGGGAGGGAGUCAGUAUUAAAAUCCUCUCGGACUUAGCACACACACAAUUAUACUCAAACACACCUCAAAACUCGAAUGCCUCAUUUUUACUGUAUGCACUAUGGUGCUGUUGUUCCGGACCCCCAUGCGGGGCUGUGGCGGUCCGGUCCAGCCCCUCAGUGCGCCGCUCAGAUGCUACUGUUGCCGGGUCUGUGUGAAUACACAUACACACUCCUAACGGGCCCUGGUGGACUGGCUGUUGUUGUUAUUCUGUUGUUUGUUUGUUUUUUGUUUUACCUCAAACGUGGGCACACCUCCAGCUGGCUGUGGAUCCGAGACUGCCUCUGUGCUGACAGGUUCUACCUCACCUCUGAACACAGGGCAGCUACACACCCUCAGCCUCCUCACAAACGAACACACACACACAGCCUCCUCACACACUGACAGCCAUAAAACAACACAAGAGGAGGAAAAAAACACUCUCUCGGUUGUCACACAGUUGUAAUACCACUGAAGACAGGAGGGCCCGCCAUUCCUUUUCGUAGCCUGUCAGACUCCAGGUUUCUUGACUCUGGGCUGAGAGAAAAAAAUUCUGUAUUUCAGUUCUUUGCGUGUGGGACCACGUGUCACUUUGAAAAUUCCAUCAAAACGGGAGCUCAUUUCAGCUGACAGGGAACCUCGACCGUACAAGCCGCUUACAUGAAGAGGAGCUGCGGAGAGAGUUCGAACGUGUGAGAAGAUGGACCCAAGGUGGCCAGGCCUAAGCCGAAUGGGUCUAUCGGCAUUUUUUCUAUUUCAUUAUUUCAGCAUCAAACUAAAAUCAACUGCAAAUCGAGCGAGGCUGGUUUCUUCACGGUGCCAGAGAGAUAAAAAAGGAGGAGGGGCAGGGAGGAUGGGGCAACUAAGAGCACUUAGCUUUGAAAGAGGCUUCAUGGACAAUUCCCGAGGCACCUCCAAGGGGUUUUUGCACUAAGGCAUGAUGGGAAACACCCCCUCCCCUCACUUCCUCAGCGGCUGAUUGGUGUGUAAGGCGUGCACUCUUUCCAAAGGACACUCCCCCACCCAUUCUGUCAAACAUAGGCCACACCUCCAUGUGCUCUUGGGCACACCCUCAAAAGUAUUAAGUCAACUAGUUUUUCUCUCAGCAACAAAUGGCGGAAUGGUCUUACACACACACACACCCUUUGUCCUCACCACUUUGAAGCCAGCUGUGGCUUUAGAUGAUCUCCAAACAGAAACGGACCUUUCCCUUGUGUGACAAGGGAGCAGCCGUAGCCAUGCAAGGAAUGGCAGCACCGCAUGAAUGUGAACGAGGAGCAGAAUGAAAGAGGAUCCUCGCUCUAUAAUGGGAGUUUGCAAAGCAAAGGAGACAGCCAAACGUGGUCUGCUGAUGACAUCACAAUGAAUGGUGGUAAAACCAGGAUAACCCAGGACAGUUGCGCGUCCACCUGAACCUCACACAGUUCAUCGCCAAGAGGGAAGCAGCAUUCGGAAAAUGGCGGCAUGUCGCGGAGGCUCUGAUUGGCUGAUAGCGGCGGCUCGAUGCUGCUUUACCUUUUGAAUUUUAUUCAAGAGAAAGGGUUAAAAAAGAUAAUACAAAUAAUUACAAACCCAAAAAACAAAUAAAAAAGAUGACUCCAGAACAAAGUUAAAAUGGAGCUGAUUAAGCUGUUGGUUUUGUUCACUUUUCUUUUUAUGUUUUUAACUAAAAUAAUGUGUUUGUUCGUUUUGAUGCUUAACUGCUCUAUGUAAGAGAGAAAACAACAGCCGUAGUCACUUUUUUGACCAUGCGUGCAGUGUAAACUAGACGAAAUGUCACCUCUUUUUCACCUCACUAUAGUUUGUAUUGAUAAGUCAACUGCUCUGUUUGUCUGUGUAUCUGUCCUUUGUCCGUCUUUUUAUCAAGAGGAAUUUACAACAAGAAAACAGGAAUAUUUUCUUUUUUAUAUUUUGUUUUCUUUUUUUAUGAAAGAAGACUAGAAAAUGAGAAUACAAAAAAAGGAAAAAAAACUGAAACACAAUCUACUCAUACCUCACACAACACAAUGCUUAAAUGAGCUUGAGAAGAGUUGUUCUCUGUAUGGCACUUGUGUCUGAGUGCAUCCAAUGUGUCGAACCGUACGACAGGGUGCGCGCGCUUGUUGCGCGUUAGCAUUCAUGAGAUCGCAGAAACACGCAGCUUCCUCUUCAGGCUUCAAUGCGAGAGCCCACUUACGUUUGUUUUAAACAUGGCUUAUUGAUUCAGACAGGAAUCGGCACGAAGGCUGAAGGUGAAGUUGUGUGUAUCUGUGACAGCAGAGGGUGCUUCAUGGUAUUGAAUGUAGCUGACAGAACCGGGCCGGAACCGAGCCCGGGAACCAGAACCUCACUUCAGGUCACCAGCAGAGUGGACAGUACUGUCAAAAUGAUGUUACACAAACAACUUACUAAGCAUAUAUUGCCCACCUUCGAGGUGCAAUACUUUGUUCAGUUUUGUUCUGUUGAUUUGCUUUUCUUUUUUGUACUUAUACAAUGUUUUGGCCAUAACCAAGGAUGUAAAUACAAAACGGAGAUAUUGAAAGAUUAAAUCACUAUAUGUUAAUUAUAUGCAACUUCACAUACUGGGUGUUGAGGGCCAGAACCAAGCCACGCCGGCUGAUCCCGAUAGUUUGUAAAGUGAAAAGAAAACCGCUUACGUAGCUCUGUAAAUGCUUCAAACAUGUGUACGUGUGCUUUUAUGUGCACUCGCGAGCUCGCAUGUAGGAUACUGAUAUGAAGAAGUGCCCCAUGAAAUUAACAAUCCGACCCCGUGCCUCAGCUUCCCUCCCUCCGCCCUGCGCUUAUACCAUGUUAAUGCUAUCCGCUCUUAUCCAACAGGGUCAUGAUGGUUGAUCUGUAGAUUAGAUAUGUACAAAAAGAGGCAUUCAGAGAAUGAGGAAGAGCUUUAUACCCCCAAAACAAUGUCAUGUACCCAGAAGCACUUAUAUAGCUGGCCGACCCACUGCCAAUUCGAUUUCUCAGGCUCCUAGAGCUCCACGCGUCCAUACACAUUUGCACAUGCGCUUAACAGAAAUGAGGAGAACAGUAGAUACUGGUUUUGUUUUUUUAUUUGCUUUGGUGGUGGUUUUGUUUUGUUUCAUACCCUUUAAACAAAUGUUCAUUUUUGUGUUUUCUUUUUUCUUCAAAGAGAAGAAAAAAAUGCCCAGUAGCAAGAAUGUCUAUGCAAUGCUCUACCCUCUGAUAGCAUGCUGGCCGUUCCAUUAAGCCCCGGUAAAUGGGCGUGUCUAACACUCCCACCUCAAAGCCCCACCCACUGCAACUUCAUGAGCCUCAGUGAGUUUGUCUGUUCAUCAGUCAGUCGAUCUCAUAGACAUGGGAAGGAACACCGAACCUGCUGCCCGAGAUCUGCUCUGUUAAACGGAGCCAGAGACCUCACAAACACAGGCGGCAGAUAGACUCUCCGCUGAUCUUCGAUUAUGUCAUCCGCUGUUGUUUUGAAUGAAUGUGUUUGUGUAAAACGCUCUCUGGUUUGGUGGAUUUACCUAUUAGAAAGCAAAAAAGUUAACAAUGUGGCCCACUUCGGACAGCUUUUGCUGGAUUUAAAAACCGAUUCAAGCUGGUGAAUGAAACAUCUCCAAUGAGCUGAAGUGAUCAAUAAAUGCUCUUACUGUUUUUUUAUUAACCAGUUAUAGACACUUAUUUAGCUUACAGUACUGGUGCUUGAAUCUACCAAUGUUAAAGCUGAACUGUUUAAUUUUGUUAGAAUAUAUCAUGCAAUUAUAUUAGGUGUAUUAGUAUGCAGAGAAAGGUUCGCUUUAUUUUUUUAAGUGCGAGUAUUGAACUAGUUUGAAAAAUGAACAAAACAAUGGUAUAAGAUUUGGCCGGGACUAUCUAGCCAACCAAUUGCAAGUAGAGAAAUUGUUUGGGAGGAAUGAUAGAAUCAAAAUAUUUUCAAUUGUAUUUGCUGAUGCUAUUAACACAGAAAUUACACUCUUUAGCUUUAACAUACUUAACAUAAGUCAUCCGGAGUGCAUGCAGUUAAGCAACUGGAUUUUAACAAGUGCACCACAUUCACAAAAUCGAGGUGCACAAACCCAACUGUCGAGUUUAACUGGCCGCUCUCGACACUGUGAUGUCACAGCCCUCAAUUUCGGUGUACUACUGCCAAGUUGAAUUUAAGUGUCUUAAAAUGAUUCGAUUUGUGUUCUUGAACAUGUUGAAGUGUGUUGAAAAUGCAUCCAGCCAUGAGAGUGUGCGCAGAGAGCGGGGAUGGUGUCCAAAACAUCUGUUUCAAAUGAGACUGGAAAGGAGAGCUAUUGAAGGAUUCUCUCAGGUAUCAACAAAAUAAAAAGAUGAAAAAAUAAAUAUAACAAACUUUUUUAAUAAAUGUUGAAAAAUUCCAGCCACACCCUUUUGUUAGCUCAUCAUUCUUUGCUCUCUGAGUUUAUGAUGUGCUGUUUGUGUCCUGUGGUCUUUUUCCAUUUAUUGUUCAUCAUAUUUGUCUCUCACCGCACUACACACAUUUCUCCUGCACUCCAUCUUGGGGCGGGUUCAAAUGAGCUUGUAACAGGCUGUCAUAUAAAGUUUCAGGAGUGAAACGCAUCUCUGCUCAUGUCAACAUUAAAGCCGUGAGCCUGUAUUUCUGCAAAACAGUUCUUGAUACGAGGCCAAAGGUCAAAUUAAUUGUGUUUUAUAUGAAAAACUGUCCGACAGAUUCAGACAACACUGUUUUAAAAUGUGAACAACCUGUCACAUGCAAUACUAUCAUCUGUUUCCUUAUCUUAAGGUAAAAGGUGAAAUGUUCAUAUUCAUGGAAAGGAACUACUUAAAGACCUCAUGAAUUCGCUUGACGAUUGUUGUCUUCUGUUAUAUGUUGACAUUUUUGCAUCACAGACAAAUUUUUGGUCUACAGGGUAUACGAUAAAGUAUUUGUAGCUCAAGUUAUCAACAUGUCUGGUUUGAUUUCACUAAAGAGAAAGGAGGGAUUGUGUGAAUUUUGUCAAUAGGAGUAGGCCUAUGUUAGCGUACAGCUAAUAUUAAAGCUAAUAGACACAAAAAGCCAUAAAAUUACAUUUUGUUUUCAUGGGGUCUUUAAUCGUCCAUUGGCCAUCAAAAUAUCCAUCAUUUGGACUUUGUGUGCAUGUUUUUGUGCUGUGAAUAUGUGUCAGCCGGUGGUUGUGAGCGUGUUUGUGCAUCUGUUUUGUAGCGAUUCUGUGGCUGAAUUUGCUGAGUCUUUUGUUGUUGGACCUUCGAGCGUGCAUUGAGGCUCUUUUGAUGCAGUAAAGAAACAAAUACUAUUUAAAACUGAGAGUAUUUCUUUGAGGAAUGCACACUGAGGGUGUAACUGUACAUGUUGGUGAAGGACAGCAGAGUUCACGAUUGGAAUUUAGUUCCAACUUCGAACAGAAUCACUAAUGAUUUUCCAGUCGCUAAGGGAAAAUUUGUUUACUUUAUCACAUGAACAGCUCAGUCAUUAGUCAAUGCGGUUGCUGAUCCCUUGUGCUUUUUGUAUUGAGUGAAGUUAGCGUACUUAAAGGUACAGUCAUAAUUUGCAUGUGGGCUCCAGAGACAAUAUCAUCUGAGGUGAAUAAACGCUAAUUGAAAGUAAUUCCUCCCCAUUAAGAAAGAGAAACAGUCUAAUGCAGUUCAUUUGUUUACUUGGAAAGGAGAUGACUUUAUUUUGGCAGCGUAACCUGAAAACGGUUCUCGGCUAGUUUGGAAAUGGCAUUUAAUUGGUGCUAGUGGUCCUUAAUAUAAAAUCUGAGAUACAAGCUAUCAACAACAAAUUUCCUGCUAACGCUUUGCACCGGAGUGUGAAGGUUUGGUUGGUGUUUGAAUGUUUUGUGUUCCGCCUGAUCAUACGGGCUGUUGGUAUUGUCUACAGAGAUAUUUUAUUUCAAACCAGGAGAGAAAAGAACCUCAUGCAUAAACAGAGAGGCAUGUGCAGAUGUGUUUAGCCAGUCACACAAGAACCUAUUUUUAUGGCCAAUAUUUGUGAUGGUAAUAUUAUGCAAAGAAAGCUACGUCUUGGAAAUUCUUAUGCAAUGUUUGUCAGGUUUUUUUAAACGGCUGCUUUCGAAUCGGCUUGCUCAGGUUUAUUUUCAGGACGUUUAUCAAACUUGGUUGUAAAAACGACCUCCGUGGAAUGAAAUGUAUCUCACAAUCCAGGUGCAAUCAAAAAGGUUCAUAUAUCAAGGUUUUUCUUUCACUUAUUUGUGUACACCUGAUUUUUAUGGAAUACAAUGCACACAUGCACGUCUUGUUUUGUUGUCAUUCUUGUCUCAGUGGUCCGUCGGUUAUUUGCCAAAUCUUUCAUGUGUUCGAUCUAUUCAGUAUUGAGUUAGGAAACAAACCAGUAUAGUUUAUAAAGUAAGUUAAAUCUUCAUAUAUCUGGGUUGUUGUUUUUUUAAUCCUAGCGAAAACAGUUCACUUUGGGUCCCCAAUAAUCUAUAGUCAAAAUGACCUUAAAUAAUAUAUUCACUGUCUACUUUUGUGCAAUAAGAUUUUUCUUAUUUUACUGUAUAAAUCUUUUGCAUACUUGGAAUGUAAAUAUUAAAAUAUUGAAUAUUAAAAAUAAAUUCAAGUCACUGUUUUGUGAUAUCGAGGCCAUUAUGUACACACAUACCUCAUAUAAAUAGUGAUUUGCGCACCUAUAAACAUAUUUGUUAGGUACAUAGAGCAAUAGCAAACGCAGUACUCAUAAUCAGGUGAUUUCAAUUUUUUCUUGGAAAUAAAUAGUCAACCAGCAGGACAAAGCUUUUAUAGAUGUUACAUCAAUGAGAAAUGUGUUUUUUCAGCGGCUAAACAGCAGUUUGUAUGUAGAGCUUAAAGUUAGUUAACUGUUAUGAUCUGAAUCCAUUUUAUCUCUUUGUCCGUUGGUCUUUUCUACAGUCUGGGACAGUCUGACUUUUCAUAAAUAGAAACAAUUUUCUUUUCAUCGGAUAGUUAAAGAUGAACACAAAGGUGCAGGCUUUCACACUCUGUAAAUAGGCUACACUUAAAUAGAAGGGAGUAUUGGCUUGAAUUGUGUGUCUUGUAGAGUUGAUUUACCAAUGACAGGUCUUGAGGCCAGUAUAGAUCAUUUUUCAAAACGUAAACAAACAGAAACAUCGUGUUUCAGUGUUUUAUACUACUCAAGUGUAAUGCAAAUUAAAACAAAGACAACUUUUUAAGUUAAUUCAAAGAAUAAAACAUUAACUAAAAACUGAAACAGGAUAUUGUACGAGUGUUGUUUACGUCUUGUAAAAUGAUGUUUCGUAUGGUUUCUUUCUAGAUCCAAUAAUAAAACAGAGGCAGAUUUCGAUACAUUAAAGGCGUUACAUAAAGUUGUAGGCUGUGCAUGUUGUAUGUGCAUGCUCUUCUGCUGUUUGUUUCUGUUUUUGGUGCUGUUUUUUGUUAUUUUAAGACGUGAUGCUUUUGUCAUCCUGCCAUUUCGCACCUUUUGAGGCCUGAUUCUAAAACCCAAAAAUUGACUGUAUAUAGGAAACAUGUGCAAAUAGAUAUUCUCUCCAUAUAUUAUCAUUAUAUACUAUAGGUAUUUACAUUCAGUGUAUGCUCUGAGGUGCAAGAAUGGAAAAAUGGAAAUAAUUCGAUUUGAAGAAUGCUAGUUUGUUAUUGAAUCUCAAUUCAGUGUUUUUGGGAAAGAUUUACUUGGUUGCUUUGUUUAACACAAAGGCCCCUUUGAAGCAAAUUUAGUGCAGUAGAAGCUGGUGGUCUCCAGAGACAAUAUCAGGUGUCCAUGUGGCAAUUCAGCGAGUGCAAAAGUAGAUCUAUCCUCCAAUCAAAUCGUUCCCCAGGGCUUGGCUUAUUGUUUAAAACGGUUCUAAGAGGCUGAUGUGAUACGGCACUUGAUUUCUAAGAAAUAACUUACCCUGCUAAAUUAAAUUUCUUUCCAAGUGCAUUUGUAUUUUGCUUUUCUGUCUGAUAUUGAGUCGGAUUAAAUGUGCCGCUGGUGUCAUGCUUCGAUUUCGUCUGUGCAUAAUGUCCGUGGAGUCUUUUCUCCAAAACAGUUUCAGAAAGGUUAUUCUUGGACAGCGAGGAAUGUACUUGUACUAAUAAAUGAAUUAUGCCAAACAAGAGGUUAUAAAAACCACAUUUAUCAACCACACAGAAAUCUGUGUAGAUAGAAAUAUUAUGCAAUAUAACACAGCUGCAGUAUAUGUGCGCUUAUGCAAUGGUUUUCAGGUUUUAAGUGAGUUGUUUGAGUGUGGGCUUGCUCGCGUUUGAUUUUAAGGCCUCAAAAGGUGCUCACUUUUUCCGCUUUUGUGGCUAACUGUACCUGUGCUUUGAUCAUGGAUCCACAUGAAUAGCUUAAAGUAUGUUUUUUAUUACAAUAAAUAAGAUUAACGUAUAAAAUGUGGUCAUUUCACCACAGUGCUUCUGGAUACAUUGAAGUUCUUUGGAAUCCCUACACGGUACUGAUGCAAACAGAAAGGUCGCCAGUUUUCUGUCUCAAUGUUCCACUACCACAGUUUCCAGAUGUUUAGCAUUUCUUUCAUGCACCUCAUAAGCAGACCAAAACGAAACCUGCAGACUUUUCAUUUUAAUCACUGAUUUUAGUUAAACAUCUGCAAAAUGGUUUUAAAUAUCAUCAGUUUUAUAUUAAACAGACCUUGGAGUACUGAUUUCUUUUUUCAGCAAAUUAUAAAACAAUAUUUUUAACACAUAUUCUGCAAAAGGCAUUUCUGCACAGUUAAGUUUUGCCUUGGGUCUACUGAUGAGGUGCCACCGCUGCUACAUCAAAACCAAAUCUCUCUCUAUUUUUUUUUACAGUUUUUUAUUUCCUCUAUAUUUAACAGAGGCGAUUCUGGCAAAAUAAUAUUGACAGGAAAACAACAGUAGCAGUCACUUUAACAAUGCGUUGAACUAUACUUAGAUUCUAGCGUCACUGUGAAAUAAAAGGCAGCUGGAAGUGCAUCAGAGUUUCAGGUCACUCAGGGGUCCUGACCAAUCAGAGGCUCAGAUCAGGGGUCAGCUGGCAGAGGAUUGGCUGCGAGCCGAAAGUGUGUUUAACCUAUGCAGAGUUAGCGCCAUGUUGUUAUUGUACAGGGCCUUAAGGUGACAUUACUUGAAGGCUUAUGGAAGCAUAAUGGAGAUAAACAUUUCAUCCUCAGAUGUACAGAGAGAUUAAAGUGUUAGCUCCAUGCUGGGAACAGAUCAAAAGAUGCUUCAAAGGAAUGCGAGAUACCGAGUUCAGUGGGGAGUAUUUGUCUCUCGCUGACUGGGCAGUUUGUGCGGAGGGAACAAUUUUUACCGUUUCAACAGCUCCGGAAACCUUCAGCUCAGUGGACCACAUUCAAAGAUGUUUAGGAUUUAUUUCCGCCUUAAUUCUGGGCCAAACAGACACGUUUAACACAUGCACUCAGAUCUCAAAACUUAAAAAAAUACACACAGCAAAACCUCUGAAUAUCUACUGUGAUCUCCUCUCGCACCAUCACGCUGACAACCCCCACCACCUGCUCACCUGUAACUGUCCAGUAGUCCUUUGGGUGGUGUGACGUCAGGUCUUUUUGUGGUGGGACGUUUUUCGACAGGUCCAGACAAUCAGCGUGUUUGUCAAUGUCAAUGUGUGAUUUUCAAGGAAGAUAUUUUUAUGGUAAUUGUCGCUGGUCUAUUUUACUAUAUAUUUAUGUAAUAAAUAUGUGACUCAAUUUA